AAGAUGGCGGACGCGCUGCCCGCCGCCCGCUGGGUCCGCGCCGCCGCAGCCCUGCUCCUAGGGUGCUGCGGCGCAGCGCUCGCCGGCGGCAUCCAGGAUCAAGCAGAACAGUUCUUUAGAAGUGGACAUACAAAUAACUGGGCAGUUUUGGUGUGUACAUCUCGAUUCUGGUUUAAUUAUCGUCAUGUGGCAAAUACUCUUUCAGUAUAUAGAAGUGUCAAGAGGCUGGGCAUCCCUGAUAGUCACAUUGUCCUGAUGCUGGCAGAUGAUAUGGCAUGUAAUCCCAGAAAUCCCAAACCAGCUACUGUGUUUAGUCAUAAAAACAUGGAGCUAAAUGUCUAUGGAGAUGAUGUGGAAGUGGAUUACAGAAGCUAUGAGGUUACUGUCGAAAAUUUCUUGCGUGUAUUAACGGGAAGAAUCCCACCAAGCACACCGCGAUCUAAACGUCUUCUUUCUGAUGACAGAAGCAAUAUUCUAAUAUAUAUGACAGGCCAUGGUGGAAAUGGUUUCCUAAAAUUUCAAGAUUCUGAAGAAAUCACAAAUGUAGAACUUGCUGAUGCCUUUGAACAAAUGUGGCAGAAAAGAAGGUACAAUGAAUUGUUAUUUAUUAUUGAUACUUGUCAAGGAGCAUCCAUGUAUGAACGAUUUUAUUCACCUAAUAUAAUGGCCUUGGCUAGCAGCCAAGUAGGAGAAGAUUCUUUAUCACAUCAACCUGAUCUUGGGAUUGGCGUUCAUCUUAUGGACAGAUACACAUUCUAUGUGCUAGAGUUCUUGGAAGAAAUUCAUCCAGCCAGUCAGACAAAUAUGAAUGACUUAUUUCAGGUCUGUCCAAAAAGUUUGUGUGUUUCUACACCUGGGCACCGAACUGAUCUCUUUCAGCGAGACCCUCAAAAUGUUCUGAUAACAGACUUCUUUGGCAGUGUGAGAAAGGUGGAAAUUACGACAGAGACAAUUUCUUUGGACCGUGACUUAGCUGUUUUUGAAAGCAAGCUUCCAAAGGAUGAAUUGGCAACAGAACCACUAAAAUAUGCUGAACAACUUCCUGUAGCUCAGAUAAUACACCAGAAACCAAAACAAAAGGACUGGCAUCCUCCUGGAGGAUUUAUUUUAGGACUCUGGGCAUUGAUCAUCAUGGUUUUCUUCAAAACAUAUGGAAUCAAGCACAUGAAACACAUCUUCUGAAUUUGAGCACGCAAGAUGAUUGCAUUGACUGCUACUUUGGAUUCAUUGGUGUCACCUGAGUUCUGUAUGUGUGUUAAGAUUGUAGUGAAAAACAAUAUUGAGAUCUUGCUUCUAAAGGUUCUUCUGAAGUCAUCUCUUCUGCCUCUUUUUCUGAAAAGAGUCUAACAUGGUUUUAAUGUUAGACUUUUUUUUUUUUAACUUUGUCUUGUUUUAAACGUAUGUUAAUGGUUUUCUGAGGAAUUUUUCCUUCUGGUUAAACUUAAAGAGGAGGGACCUAAACACAGUAACAGAAUUUUUGAGGU
Messenger RNA from Haliaeetus leucocephalus (bald eagle), 1484 nucleotides. It is a transcript of the gene PIGK, whose product is annotated as phosphatidylinositol glycan anchor biosynthesis, class K. The transcript is spliced from 11 exons. Gene Ontology annotation, cellular component: GPI-anchor transamidase complex. Gene Ontology annotation, molecular function: GPI-anchor transamidase activity. The record is from RefSeq and is a predicted model, not a curated record. Gene Ontology annotation, biological process: attachment of GPI anchor to protein; proteolysis; protein localization to cell surface. Bases 4 to 1182 code for a protein of 392 amino acids. Lineage: Eukaryota; Metazoa; Chordata; Aves; Accipitriformes; Accipitridae.